AUGAUCGGCGCAGACUCAAAGGAGAGGUAAGUAUUUGUCAUUGCAGCCAAAGAUUCCAGAGGGAUCCAGCUCUACCCUUCAGAUAGCGUAGUCUGUCCCGGUGCGAGCACUGAUGUUACCAAUGACAAACAAUUUGCCUGCCUUCAGUGCAGUCACAGAAUUUCUUCUCCACCUCAUCAGAACUAAUCAUUUCGGGGCGUAGACGAUGACGAUGGGGGCGACUUUGGCUCCCCGAAGAGGCCAGUCUAUGCUCAUGAGGUGGGCGUUCAUGCCCUGCGGUAGACAGGCCAGUCGUCCCAUGACGUCGUUCAGGGUGGCAUAGGCAAAGCCAGUGUCACGUCGCUAUGCAUUUGGGCGACCGCUCCAGACGUACGCGACAGUUGAAGUGCCCUGUAAUCGCCUAUGUUUGUUUAAAAGUGUUAAGCCCUAGCGAAACUGCGGCAAGUUUGGCCUUUUGAGCGUCGUCAUGUGUGCGUGUACGAAUAAGGGACUGUUCCUUAAAUUAUUAUUUCAUGUGUGCUACUGAAUUUAAAUAAGUAGAGAAGUAGGAGUAAUUUGUUUUCGCAAUGAGGUAGUGAACGGAUGACAGUCCGAGGGCUGCUGAACCAGGUUAUCCGGUCUCCAUCACUCCGAGUAGAGGGGAGGUUGAGAAUUAAAGUUAAUGAUCUGUUCACGUAAAUCUAUACUUAACUAAUUAUUGAAAUGUCUUGACGAUUUUAGUAGAAAAUCUUCGAUACUCGCAAAGAGCGAUGACCACCUGGCGCACAAUGGUACGGGCGCCACAUCGGUUACUUGCAAAUUAGUUGAUCAUUAGUGAGGUCGACAUGAGCAGAAACUGCUGCACUUUCUCCGUCCUCAGCAGGUGGCGCGGGCGCAGUGACUGAGCAAGCUGAGAAGUUUGUCUGCGCUUGUCGCACAUUACCCGGUCCGAGCACCAGGCAGAAUGGCACACCGAAAGACGCCCCUAAUGUCCACAAUUCGCCCCACCACUUGGUUGGCGCAGGAUGACGGCUUUAUAACGGCAACAGACUUGCGCAGCACUAUAGACACAUUCUUCUCCCUCACCCCCUUGGCUGACGUGGCAGAACAGAGUCAGAAGGACCGGACGCGGUACCUGACGCAGCUGCCGACAAACCUAAUCAGUCAAUCUACGUUUGCCGCGCACGACCCGAACUACACACGAUAGGCUGGGUUGUCGAAGAAACAAGGGGACAUCGAGUUAGUGACAGUAUCCUUGGGCUCGCAUUGAGAAUAAUUUAUUGCGGCUUAAUACUUCGUCCUGACAGGAACUAUUUAUUCAAACAUAUUCCGGUUUUCAACGCCAUGACUUCUAGCACAUCGUGGUUCCAAAGCGAGUCAGAUCCUUUAUGAUGGGGAACACGCCGAAACGUCGCGGGGACGGAGCUACUAUAGUCAGUCUCUCUCUCUCUUCACUUCCUCGCAUACUAGUCUUUUGUCCCAAUCGGUGAGGCAUGUUUUGUUGGGAUCGGCGCUUGAGCAGACACUGCGCAGCUCGCUCGAAGGAUGCAUGUCUUAAUACAGCCUCAGCGUUGGUCCAACACAGCUCCCGCUUAGCCCAUUUUACGGGAGGUCAAAGUGCCUACCACCUAUGUGAGGUAUAAGUGCUCCCUCAUGCAAAGAUCCACCCACCGUAUCUAUGAUAGCAAAAUAGAUGGCAUGUUUGUCAUAAGAAAAACGGCGCGGAGGGUUGCCAGGAGAUGUCGUGUACACGCUUUUGUGGAGGAAACGCACGUCACCAGGGGGUGUGCGCUACGGUAGGACCAGGUAUGGCGAUGGAGUUUGGACUGCGGCUCUUUAUCGAAAGCCUUCAUGAUGGCCCACACGGUCGCAGAAUUUUAUACGAUGACUAAAUCUCCUUGAGCAGUGUGGGCUGGUGAAACCGGCGCAGCAGGAGUAUAUUUGGACUCCUAGUGCUUGUUCGACCGAUUCAGGGUAACUGAUUGGCAGGGCACUGACCAGGACAAUGAGGGAUUUAAAUAUUUACUGAUAGUAGGAACGGAAUAAACACGUGUCCGUUGAUUGGGUUAUAUUGGCAGUGAGGCUUAGGAUGUGGCGUUGUCGACGGUUGGGAUGCGUCUGGUGAUGAAGAGAGUAGUCCAUGGAAGCGAAGAGACGAGUCCCAGGAAGCAGUCUUGAAGAAGAGGACGAUCGUGUCUUCUUCUUCUAGAACAAAGUAGUGCUGGGGCUGGAAAUACUUUUGAACGGAGGAUGUGGUUGGGUUGUGGUGACGCUAUGAUUAGUCUACCUGGUGGCUAACCUUUUUUGACAUCUUCUUCUACACCUCCUUACCGCUGCUCCACUCGUCGUCAGACUGGUAGGGUGAGUCCGCCCACUCUGGCAGUCUGGUAUGUUCGUUCCCUUUUAAACAAUCCAAGGAGCAACCGACCGGAAUGGAGGACAGCGCUAGUGGCCCGGGAACUGGCGCGCUACAAGGUGGACAUCGUCGCACUCUGCGUGACCCGAUUCUCCGAACAAGGCCAACGGGCGGAAGUGGGUGCCGGUUACACCUUCUGGAGUGGUCGAUCCAAGGCAGAGCGACGAGAUGCGGGUGUCGCCUUCGCCAUCCGGAACGACGUCGUGGGGCGAUUACCCAGUCUGCCGCAGGACAUCAACGAUCACCUGAUGAGCCUCUAUCUGCCUCUCUGGCGGGGUGGGGGAAAAUUCGCCACCAUCAUCAGCGCCUACGCUCCGACGAUGAGCAGCCCCUACGCCGCCGCAAGGGACAAAUUUUUUGAGGACCCGCACGCCCUCUUGGCGACUGUGUCGAGGGCGGACAUGUUGAUUGUCCUUGGUGGCUUCAACGCCCGCGUCGGCACAGACCAUGCUGCCUGGAGAAGAGUGCUUGGUCCCAAUGGUUUUCGAGGCCCAAACAACAAUGAUCUGUUGCUCCUCUGCACCUGCGCAGAACAACGCCUCAUCCUGACGAACACGUUCUUCUGUCUGCUGGAGCGAGAGAAGGCCACCUGGAGGCAUCCUCGGUCGCGUCAGUGGCACCUGCUGGACUAUAUCCUCGUCCGGAGGCGAGAUCAGUGA
This is a messenger RNA of Spirometra erinaceieuropaei, 3054 nucleotides long. The record is from the annotation of a GenBank genome assembly. NCBI's taxonomy places the organism in Eukaryota, Metazoa, Platyhelminthes, Cestoda, Diphyllobothriidea, Diphyllobothriidae.